UCUCCCAAUUACACAAUCCCAAAACCCUGCCUUUCCCAGAAACUCAGAGAAGUUGAAAGCAGGUUUUGGGUAAACUUUAGCGCAGCGGCGGGUGCGGUUAGACUGUUAGAGCAGCAGGCGGAGAUGAAGGUGGUUGCUUUAGUAAGCGGCGGCAAGGACAGCUGCUAUGCCAUGAUGAAGUGCAUCCAAUACGGCCACCAGAUUGUUGCAGUGGCAAAUUUGAUGCCAGCUGAUGAUUCUGUGGACGAGCUUGAUAGCUACAUGUAUCAAACUGUUGGGCACCAGAUAGUCGUCAGCUAUGCAGAAUGCAUGGGAGUCCCAUUGUUCAGAAGGCGAAUACAAGGAUCCACAAGGCAUCAGAAGCUUAGCUAUAGAAUGACACCUGGCGAUGAAGUCGAAGAUAUGUUUAUUUUGUUAAAUGAAGUGAAAAGACAGAUUCCUUCUGUCACAGCAGUAUCCUCUGGUGCUAUUGCAUCAGAUUAUCAAAGGCUGCGGGUGGAAAGUGUGUGUUCUAGGUUGGGGCUUGUUUCUCUAGCAUACUUGUGGAAACAAGAUCAGUCGUUUCUCCUUCAAGAAAUGAUAACUAAUGAGAUUCUAGCAAUUACAGUUAAGGUUGCUGCUAUGGGGUUGGAUCCCUCAAAGCACUUGGGCAAAGGAAUAGCAUUCUUACAACCCUAUCUGCAUAAGUUGAAAGAUUUGUAUGGUAUUAAUGUAUGCGGCGAAGGAGGGGAAUAUGAAACCUUGACACUGGACUGCCCUCUCUUUGUUAAUGCUAGAAUUGUGCUGGAUGAGUUUCAAAUAAUACUGCACUCUUCAGAUUCCAUAGCUCCGGUUGGGGUGCUUCAUCCCUUGGCUUUUCAUUUGGAAAAUAAGGCAGAGUCCUGUACUUUGGGGAGCAGUGAUCAUACCAAUCAGAAGUGUCAGGAGAAGAAGAGUUUUCUAUUUGAAGUGCAAGGAGACCAUUCACAAGGAUAUGAUGCUGCACGCAAAGCUGAUGCCGAAGUUGAGAAUGCAGUUGAACUUGCUGAUUAUAAACUUCACAUUUCAAAAACACAAAAGGGUGAUACAUUUUCUAUUUGUUGCUGGUUACAAGAUUCUCGUACGACUUCCACAGGAUUGCAAGGAGAUCUGGAGGCUGUCCUGAAGAAAAUUGAAUCACUACUUGUAGAAUAUGGUUUUGGUUGGGAAUAUGUUCUCUAUAUUCAUCUUUAUAUUGCCGACAUGAAAGAGUUUGCUGCAGCAAAUGAUACAUAUGUGAGGUAUAUAACUCAAGGUAAGUGCCCUUUUGGUGUUCCAUCCCGCAGUACAAUUGAACUGCCUUUGUCGCAAGCGGGUUUAGGUAAGGCAUACAUGGAAGUUUUGGUGGCAAAUGACCAUUCCAAAAAGGUUCUACAUGUACAGAGUAUAUCUUGCUGGGCACCCAGUUGUAUUGGACCUUAUAGCCAGGCAACUUUGCAUAAGGAGAUACUUCACAUGGCUGGGCAGUUGGGGCUCGAUCCUCCCACAAUGACAUUAUGCCAAGGAGGCCCCAUUGACGAGCUGGAAAAGGCACUAGAAAAUAGUGAAGCAGUGGCUAAAUCCUUUAACCAUUCAAUAUCGGCCUCAGCUAUUGUUUUUAUCACUUACUGUUCAACAAAAAAUAUAUCGUCAGAGAGAUUUAAAAUUCAGGAGAAGCAGUUUGCUUUCCUUAAACAAACAAGGAGCUUCGAGUUGGAUCUAGGAACCAAUUCUGAAGCAUUUGAUCCCAUUUUUCUAUAUGUGCUCGUCCCUGAUCUACCAAAGGGGGCCCUUGUAGAAAUUAAGCCCAUUUUAUUUGUUGCAGAAGAUAUCGAAGAACCAACUGAGAAUGCAAAAGACCAAUCCUGCUCAAGCAACCCUGGUUACUGGGGUUUUCAGCAUGCGGAUUGGCAUGAUUCUUGCUUUCAGAGUUGCAUUGUUCCUGGAAAAUUAUGUACGGUUGUUUUGUCCGUGAGUAGUGAACUUGCUUCGAUGAUCUGUCUUGAAGACAAGAAUAAAGAGGAUUAUCAAAAUUCUUUUGCAGAGAGGCAGACGGAUAGAGUAUCAAGAUUUUGCAUAUAUCUUCUGGAUAAAAUUAUGACGGAGAACGCUUUUUCUUGGCAAGACACAAUGUAUUUGAGGUUGUAUUGUCCAACAAGCCUUCAAGUAUCUGUGGAUGCACUCUCACUGAUGUUGACUAAUGCAUUCAAUGAACUCGCCGAAAUGGGUCGGAUCAAGACUGGCAAGGAACCCGUCUUCAACCUCCUUCCGGUCUUAGGUGCUGGGAGUUCUUCAGCAACCAUGAAUGAUAUAAUCACCUGUGAAUUAUUGGCUCAGAAAUCCUGAGUUUCAUUGCUUCAUGUGAAAGGAGAAAAGAUCCUUUGAUUUCCGA
Pyrus x bretschneideri (Chinese white pear) is the source of this 2389-nucleotide messenger RNA. Its product is annotated as diphthine--ammonia ligase. NCBI's taxonomy places the organism in Eukaryota, Viridiplantae, Streptophyta, Magnoliopsida, Rosales, Rosaceae. Bases 124 to 2343 code for a protein of 739 amino acids. Gene Ontology annotation, biological process: protein histidyl modification to diphthamide. The record is from RefSeq and is a predicted model, not a curated record. Gene Ontology annotation, molecular function: diphthine-ammonia ligase activity. The transcript is spliced from 12 exons.